AUGUUUAAUGCUUGCUCCAUUUCUGGAAGUAGGCUCAAAGAUCGCGAAGACUCUCAAAGACCAAAAAAUACUGGAGCAGAGGAAAACUCGGAGUUGAAUGGUGGAGGUAUUAGAGGAAAACUUGGAGGAAAUGGUGGAGGUAUUAGAGGAAAACUCGGAGGAAAUGGUGGAGGUAUUAGAGGAAAACUCGGAGAAAAUGGUGGAGGAAUUAGAGGAAAACUCGGAGGAAAUGGUGGAGGUAUUAGAAGAAAACUCGGAGGAAAUGGUGGAGGUAUUAGAGGUAAACUCGGAGGAAAUGGUGGAGAUAAAAAUAGUGGAGAAAUAGUUUCAUACAUAAUACUCUUUAAUCCAAAAAGAACACUUGAGUGUACUAAACGCAAACUGCGAACUUUUUACAGUUGA
Messenger RNA from Hydra vulgaris (swiftwater hydra), 402 nucleotides. RefSeq names its product H/ACA ribonucleoprotein complex subunit 1-like. NCBI's taxonomy places the organism in Eukaryota, Metazoa, Cnidaria, Hydrozoa, Anthoathecata, Hydridae. The record is from RefSeq and is a predicted model, not a curated record.